AUGUUCAGCCCCGAGGCGUUCGCGCUCGCGGAGGGCCUCGUGUCCUCCGCGUACGUCUCCCAGGGCUCGCAGGCGUGCGCGCGCCGCGGGAAGCUCCUGACGACGCUCCUGUCCGAGCGGAGGCUCCCGCGCGCGGGAUGGGACGACAAGUCCAUCGAGGCGCUGAUCGCGGAGCUCGCAGCCAUGGACAGCAACAACUUCCUGGACAACGUCGGCGUCGGCGAGCGCGAGGCGAGGGUGCACAGCCGCCUCGUCGCGCGGAGGCACUACCACCUCGCGCACGGCGUCGGGCGCUCGGGAGACGUCGCCGCGGAGCAGCCGAAAGCCGCGGGGUCGUCGCUCAUCGUGAAGCUGACGAACCUCCUCGUCGCGGACGCGCUGAAGAUCGCGGGGAUGGCGGACGCGGGGCCCGCGCUCGUGCUCCCGCUCGCGACGGGAAUGACCCUCACCUUGACCCUGCUCGCGAUCAAAAAGUUCCGCCCGGCGACCGCGCGCAAGGUGGUGUGGCUUAGGCUCGACCAGAAGACGUGCGUCAAGGCGGUGCUGAGCGCGGGGUACGAGCUGAUCGUCGUCGAGCCGAGGAUCGUCGUCGGCGACCAGCUCGAGACGGACGUCGACGCGGUUGAACGCGCCGUCGUGGAAACCUGCGGCGGCGCCGCGAACGUCGCGUGCGUCGUCACGUCCACGAGCGGGUUCGCGCCGCGGGCGUGCGACGACGUCGUCGCGGUCGCGAAGGCGUGCGCGAGGCUGGACGUCGGGCACGUGAUCAACAACGCGUACGGCGUGCAGUCCAAGGCGCGUUCUAUGUAUACACUGGUCCCCGCGUGGCGACGCGGGCGCGUCGACGCGGUCGUGCAGAGCACGGACAAGAACUUCAUGGUCCCCGUCGGCGGCGCGGUCGUCACGAGCGGACGCGAGAACACGCGCGUCGUGGAGGAAGUGAGGAAGGCGUACCCGGGCCGCGCGUCCAUCGCGCCGGUGCUGGAUCUGUUCAUCACGCUGCUCGGGAUGGGCGAGGACGGAUGGAGGAAACUUUUGGACGACCGCGACGUCGUGUACGCGUACAUGAAGCGAAAGCUCGCGGAGGUGGCCGCGGAGGAGGGCGAGCGGUUGCUCGAGACGCCGGCGAAUCCGAUCUCGAUCGGUUUCUCGCUGGAGUCGCUGGCGCGCGGCCUCGGCGAGGACGUCGACGGGACGAAGAUCAGCUUCUUCGGUUCCAUGCUCUUCUCCCGGUGCGUCUCCGGCACGCGCGUCGUCGCCCCGGGGGUGCGUCAGACCAUCGGGGGCGUGACGUUCGACGGGUGGGGGGCGUCGUGUUCGGCGUAUCCGGCGGGGCCGUACUUCACCGCGGCGGCGGCGAUCGGGACGACGACGGAGGACGUCGACCGGUUCUGCGCGAAGCUGAAGAGCGCGUUUAAGGACUUUCGGAAGAAGCACUCGAGGAAGCGGGGGGGCGGGGGAGGCGCGGAGGAGGAAGUCUCGGAGGAGGUCGCGAAGUUGAACGUAGCCGCCGCUUAG
Molecule: messenger RNA, 1518 nt
Organism: Micromonas pusilla CCMP1545
Lineage: Eukaryota; Viridiplantae; Chlorophyta; Mamiellophyceae; Mamiellales; Mamiellaceae
Exons: 2
Coding region: 1-1518 (505 amino acids)
Biological process (GO): selenocysteine incorporation; conversion of seryl-tRNAsec to selenocys-tRNAsec
Molecular function (GO): tRNA binding; O-phosphoseryl-tRNA(Sec) selenium transferase activity
Source: RefSeq, a predicted model, not a curated record